Dovyalis caffra is the source of this 3373-nucleotide messenger RNA. NCBI's taxonomy places the organism in Eukaryota, Viridiplantae, Streptophyta, Magnoliopsida, Malpighiales, Salicaceae. The record is from the annotation of a GenBank genome assembly.
UGGGGCAAUACCGGUAGCCACAAAACAACCAAAUUUGCAAACAGAGUCAGGUCAUGUCAGGUCCUCAACAAUCUUGGAAAUUUCGCUGCAAGGAUUCCUUACUGGUAUAUUCCGGGUGAGUGUAUUGGCUAUUCGCCGAAUUCGAACCCGAGACAUAUCAUUAAAUGAAGAGGCUGUUCUUCUUUUGGAGUUUAGAAAGUCAGUCAUUGAUCCUGACAACAAUCUUAAAAGCUGGAAUUCAUUGGACUCAACUCCUUGCAACUGGAAGGGAGUAAGUUGUUCUACGAAUCUUAAGGUAACUUCUUUGAAUCUUCAUGGCCUUAAUUUGUCUGGUAGUUUGUCCACUGCAAGUAUAUGUAGUAUCCCUGGUUUAGUUGAGUUCAAUAUCUCCUCCAACUUCUUUUCUGGUCCCAUUCCUCAAUAUCUUGGUGAGUGUCGCAGUCUAGAGAUUCUUGACCUUUGUACCAAUAGGUUUCAUGGAGAAUUUCCUACUCAUCUGUACUCACUAAACACUCUCAGACUGCUUUAUUACUGCGAGAACUACAUAUUCGGAGAAAUCUCUAGGGAGAUAGGAAAUUUGACGUCACUAGAAGAGCUUGUCAUGUAUAGCAAUAAUCUCACAGGCACAAUUCCUGCAUCAAUCCGUGGGUUAAAACAUCUUAGGGUCAUCAGGGCAGGUGUGAACUCCUUCACAGGUCCAAUACCGCCCGAAAUUAGCGAAUGUGAGAGCUUAGAGAUACUUGGGUUGGCACAGAAUAGCUUCCAAGGUUCUCUUCCAAAGGAGCUUCAGAAACUUCAAAAUCUUACCAGUUUGAUCCUUUGGCAAAACCUUUUAUCUGGGGAGAUUCCUCCUGAGAUAGGAAAUAUCAGUAACCUAGAGGUGCUUGCAUUGCAUCAAAAUUCCUUUAGUGGGUUUCUUCCAAAAGAACUAGGCAAGUUAUCCCAGCUAAAGAAACUUUACAUAUAUACCAACUUGUUGAAUGGAACAAUUCCUCAAGAACUAGGAAAUUGCAGUGGUGCUGUUGAGAUAGAUCUUUCUGAGAAUAGCUUAAGUGGGACCAUUCCAAGAGAGUUGGGGUGGAUUCCUAAUCUCCGCUUGCUUCACCUUUUUGAGAAUGUCCUUCAGGGAAGUAUUCCCAGGGAGCUUGGAGAGUUAACACAGCUGCAAAACUUUGACCUGUCUAUAAAUAAUCUGACAGGUACAAUUCCUCUAGAGUUUCAAAACCUAACAUAUCUAGAGGAAUUGCAGCUUUUCUACAAUCAUCUCGAGGGUCAUAUUCCUUUCCUCAUUGGGUAUAAUAGUAACCUCUCUGUCCUUGACUUAUCUGUCAACAAUCUUGUUGGUAGCAUACCUCCAUAUCUUUGCAAGUAUCAGAAACUGAUGUUUUUGAGCCUCGGAUCAAAUAGGCUGUUUGGAAACAUUCCUUUUGGUCUGAAAACUUGCAAGUCUCUUAAACAACUAAUGCUAGGGGGUAACCUGCUUACUGGAAGUCUACCUGUUGAAUUAUAUCAACUUCAGAAUCUUUCUUCUCUUGAAAUUUAUCAAAACCGAUUCUCCGGGUCCAUACCCCCUGGUGUAGGCAAGCUCAGGAAUUUGGAAAGGUUGCUCUUGUCAAAUAACUAUUUUUUCGGGAAAAUUCCUCCAGAGAUAGGAAACCUGACGCAUCUUGUUGCAUUCAACAUUUCAUCCAAUUGGCUCUCAGGAGAUAUUCCUCGUGACUUGGGAAAUUGCAUAGGGCUUCAGAGGCUUGAUCUUAGUCGGAACCAAUUCAGAGGCUCUCUCCCAGAAGAUAUUGGCAAGCUAGUGAACCUGGAACUCCUGAAGCUUUCAGACAACAGAUUGACUGGAGAAAUUCCAAGUACCUUAGGCAGUCUAGUCAGACUUACAGAGCUGCAAAUGGGAGGAAAUCUUCUUUCUGGUGGCAUACCUGUCGAGCUUGGUCAACUUACUGCUCUCCAGAUUGCUCUGAACAUUAGCCACAAUUGCCUUUCUGGUACAAUUCCCAGUGAUUUAGGGAAAUUGCAGAUGUUAGAAUAUCUCUACUUGAACGACAACCAACUCGUUGGUGAGAUUCCUGCAUCAAUCGGUGAGCUGCUGAGCCUUCUAGUCUGCAAUCUUUCUAACAAUAAUCUGGUAGGAGCAGUGCCAAGUACUCCUGCAUUUCAAAGAAUGGACUCGACAAAUUUUGCUGGCAACAACGGCUUGUGCAAAUCAGGCUCGUACCAUUGUCAUCCUGUGAUCCCAUCUCCUACUCCCAACAAAAACUGGAUCAAGGAGAGCUCAUCCAGAGCGAAAUUAGUGACAAUUAUUUCUGGAGCUAUUGGUUUAGUUUCUCUGUUUUUCAUAGCGGGAAUUUGCUGGGCUAUGAUGCGUCGUCAACCUGCUUUUGUUUCACUUGAAGAUGCAACAAGGUCUGAUGUGGUAGACUAUUAUUAUUUUCCUAAAGAAGGGUUCUCAUAUAAUGACCUUCUGGUGGCUACUGGAAAUUUUUCUGAAGAUGCAGUUAUCGGAAGGGGAGCCUGUGGCACUGUGUACAAGGCUGUUAUGGCUGAUGGUGAGAUAAUUGCUGUUAAAAAGCUAAAGUCCCGCGGUGAAGGAGCUAGUAAUGACAACAGCUUCCGUGCUGAGAUAUUGACCCUCGGAAACAUUAGACACCGUAAUAUUGUUAAGCUCUACGGCUUCUGCUACCAUCAAGACUACAGCAUUCUCCUAUAUGAAUACAUGCCAAAUGGGAGCCUCGGAGAGCAACUUCACGGCAGUGUCCAAACAUGUUCACUAGACUGGAAUGCUAGAUAUAAAAUUGGUCUUGGAGCAGCAGAGGGUUUGUGCUAUCUCCAUUAUGAUUGCAAGCCUGGGAUCAUCCACCGCGAUAUAAAGUCGAACAACAUUUUGUUGGAUGAAGUACUUCAGGCUCAUGUUGGAGACUUCGGCUUGGCAAAGUUGAUUGAUUUUCCCUACUCAAAAUCCAUGUCUGCUGUUGCAGGUUCAUAUGGUUACAUUGCCCCAGAAUAUGCUUACACAUUGAAAGUGACUGAGAAAUGUGACAUCUAUAGCUUUGGAGUGGUUCUAUUGGAACUAAUUACGGGGAAACCGCCUGUUCAACGUCUAGAGCAAGGAGGGGACCUGGUCACUUGGGUUAGAAGAUCAAUUCAUGAUUCAGUGCCAACACCUGAGAUAUUUGAUAGCAGGUUAGACUUGAGUCAGAAAAGCACAAUAGAGGAGAUGUCUUUAGUUCUCAAGAUUGCAUUGUUCUGCACCAGCACAUCUCCACUUAAUAGGCCAACAAUGAGAGAGGUCAUUGCAAUGAUGAUUGAUGCUAGGGAGGCAGCAGUGAAUUCUCCAUCAGAAUCUCCGACAUCAGAAUCCCCUUAG